ACUGAGGUCAGUGGUCGCGCCUCCCAAGUCCCCCCUCUCGCCCUCCUUCCCCCCCCCCUUCCCAUUUCUUCCUCUUCUUUCUUACCCAACUCUUUCCGUUCUCAGCUGGCGUCCAUGGAAGCUACCCCCGGCGCCUCCUUGUUCCUGGACAGCAGGUCGGGCUUCCGGCCGGCCACCGCUGCCGAGGAGGUGCGGACGCUGUUCGUGGCCCGGAGGCCGCGAGCGGGGAGCAUCAGCUGGCCUCGCAGGGUGGCGGCGGCGGCGCUGGAUAAGCGCACCGGAAACGGGGGGAAGAAGGCCGCCGAUGCGCUGCCCAACUCCAACUAUGUCGUGCCCCUAGACAAGGCGUCCUGCCUCACCCGCCCUCUUGCGGAGAUCCUCCGGGACCUCAACAAGCGAGUCCCCGACAAGAUCAUUAAUACCGCCGACAAUUCCAUCCCUUGGUAUCAUACUAACAGAAUGUUGAGCUUUUAUGCCCCAGGCUGGUGUGGAGAAGUAUGCGAUGUUACCUUCUCCAACCAUGGAAGUGUAACAGUGGUUUAUCGUGUUACAAUCCGAGGAUCAGAUGGAGAGGCACACCGCGAGUCCACUGGAACAGUGUCUCUAAAUGAUGACAGGUUUGAAGAACCAGUUGCAGCAGCAGAAGAAAUAGCCUUCUGCAAGGCCUGUGCUCGCUUCGGUUUUGGCUUGUACCUGUACCAUGAAGACCAGAGCCUGUAGAGAGGAUUCUCUCCUUUUUCUCAUCUUCAACAUCCUUGUCGUUGCAUGUAUGGGUUGUACCACCUUGAAAAUGUCAUCUAUGAAAAUUUCGCAGGUCAAUAGGACAUGCAUCUUCCUUUUGAUGUAAAUAUCAGAGAUACCUGUACUACUAUGCAUCUCUUGCAGGCCCUCCUUUCCAAUUCCAUCAGAUGUGUAACUGCCCGAGGCAAUGUUGAUGAGUAGAUGUUACAAGUAUUUCCCCACCGCAACAAAACAUUUUAAGUUUCUACAAUGUUAUUUCAGAUUUCAGUUGCUUUGUCA
This is a messenger RNA of Phoenix dactylifera (date palm), 1020 nucleotides long. Its product is annotated as DNA repair RAD52-like protein 2, chloroplastic. Lineage: Eukaryota; Viridiplantae; Streptophyta; Magnoliopsida; Arecales; Arecaceae. Gene Ontology annotation, molecular function: DNA binding. The record is from RefSeq and is a predicted model, not a curated record. Gene Ontology annotation, biological process: double-strand break repair via homologous recombination.